Actinia tenebrosa (Australian red waratah sea anemone) is the source of this 2511-nucleotide messenger RNA. RefSeq lists its product as uncharacterized. The record is from RefSeq and is a predicted model, not a curated record. NCBI's taxonomy places the organism in Eukaryota, Metazoa, Cnidaria, Anthozoa, Actiniaria, Actiniidae.
UUUUUUUUUUUUUUUUGAAAUAGUUUCAUGCUCAACUUAUAUGAUUCUCUGAUUAUAAAGAAAUCAAUUACAGUAUUUUCAAAACAGACUGACCUCCCAAAUGUGUUUUCAAUUAGUUAAACUUACGCAAUGAUAAACAAUGUUUUCAAUGUUUACUCAAGUGAUAUUGUUUGAUGUGAAGCGUAGCUAUUUUGUGAGAGGAAGAAGAAAUUCGAAAGCGGUAUGGAGGUAUGUUGUUCAUUCAAGACGAUUGUUGGUGGAAUAUGUGGUUCAGAUAGUYGAGACCAGAAACAAGAGGUUCAUGUCAUCCCACUGGUGUCCUGUUCAAGAGAUAUAACUAAGCAUUUAGCGUCUUUUGGGUUUUCUGGGCCUGAAAAUGAGGUAGACUUGAUAUUGUCCCGGGCUGCCAUAUUUACAGCACCAGAAAAUGCGAAAGAUAUGACUAUAUGCCCGUUCCAUCGCGGGAAACUUGGGCUAGGCUGGACAAGAGGUGCGAGUACACAAUGUAGAGUGCCUCCGGCUUUGUCGCAGCACAGCACUACCACGAAGAAGAAAAAUUGGCCUAAGGGCGAAAGAGGGUUAGGGAAAUAUGAUUCCCUACAUGUAUUACAAAAGACUGGCGUGUUUAUUCAGUGUGGCUCAGGAGUAUGCAGAAAAUGUAGAGAACUGCUCAAGAAUCUUUACACGUUAGAUGUUGAUGAGCUAGAAUAUCAAUUGAAGAAAACAACUUUGGAUGAUGAUGAGGACGAUGAAGUCAUUUUCAAGACACCUAGGCACAAAAGUAAUCCAGUUCUUCGAACUCCCCAAAGUGCAAUGGCUUCAACGGUCUUUUCUCCUUCAGAAUUUUCUCAAGUUUCUGAACUCUCGCAGAUGGAAGAUCCUGUCAUCAUUUCGCCUCGAGAAAAGUUGAAUGCGUUUCUUGCUUCUAGAGACGUAAGCCCCAUCAGGACAUCGAUGACCACUCCAUGGGAUGCAGCUGCAGAGCGGACAAAAAGACAUUACAUACGAAAAGCUAAGCAAGUCAUUCACGCUGCGCUUGAAGAAAUUGCACCCGAAAAUUCUGAAGAGCUGUUAAGUGCCGUGAAAGAAAGAGCUAUGGGGGAAGAAAUUGACUUGGAUUCAACACUUCUAGAAGCACUGGUUGAAUGCUACGAAAAUGCAAGUCACUGGAGCAGCCGAAGACAGAUCCUCUCCAUCAUUGCUGAUAAAAUCAGUUUCCCAACCCUGCAAAAAUGGAUCCCUGGCAUAUCAAGAUAUCGUUUUACCAUCGCACGCCACCAUCUUUUGCUCCAUGGAAGAGGAUCUGAAGUUCCUCAACGCGACCAACAUCAAACGCGAAUGAGGGCUUCACCAGAACAGCUGGACCAUUUUUUAGCGUUCAUAACAAGUUCAAGAGCUACCCAAGACUUGCCAUUUGGGGAAAAAACUCUAAAACUUUCAUCUGGUACUGAAAUCAAGAUCCCAAAUGUGAUAAGAACCUCCAUUCCAGAGCAGAUUGUGAAGCAGUAUGAGCGCUAUUGCAUCGAAACUGGAUUCAGUUCCCCUCUUAGUCGAAGCAGCAAUCUAAGGAUACUGAAAGUGUGCUCGGCAUCGAUGCGCAAAUCUCUUCAGGGGCUUGACUAUUUUUCUGCUGAUGGGGCCAAGGCCUUUGAUGAUUUACAAGAAAUUGUCGAGAAACUUGGAGACUGCUAUCAAAGAGGAAUGUCAUGGUCUAAAGAAAUAUCGUCGAUGCUGAAACUGGCAAAGCGCUACUUAAAAGGGGAUUAUAAGGUGCACAUAUCAUCAAGUUCAAGGGUUCCUGAUCACUGUCGUCCCUAUGCCCUAAGUCAUUCAACUGAUCCAGACUAUUUGAAUUCCUGCAAGCAUAAACAUGAUCUGAGUUGCGACAGGUGCAACACAUUUCCUGCUGCUGUACAAGCAAUAGAGUCAGCUUUGGACGAGGAUGACAUUCCCCUUGAAGAAAAAGAAGAAAUGAAAUUCAUCGUAGCCCAAGCAAGGAAAAAUAUCGAAGCGUGGAAAGCCCAUUUACUACGAUCUGUCAACCAGGAUGAGGCCCGCUUAGAUAUUAUUGAUAAACUGGAUGACUUUUCAGUGCUUGUUGUCUUGGAUUGGGCAAUGAAGUUCAUCCCCAGAAGGUACCGUGAAAGCCAGGCCGACUGGUUCGGCAAAAGAGGAAUGUCUUGGCACGUCAGCGUAGCGAUGAGAAAGGUAGAUGGUAAACUACAAAACCUAACCCUCGUGCAUGUGUUCGACAAGAGCAACCAGGAUAGCUUCCAGGAUAGCUUGUUUGUGAUAGCAGUUAUAGUUGACGUCAUUCUCCAGUUGAGACGUGCAAUGCCAGACCUGAAAUCCGUCAGCUUUAGACAAGAUAACGCUGCCUAUUAUCACAGCUCUCCAACCAUACUUGGAGUUCAAAACCUCGCCAGGAAGCACAAAGUGGACGUGCGAAUGGAUUUUUCAGAUCCUCAAGGAGGCAAAGGUCCCUGCGAUCGCAAAGCUCUGCUGUACUGA